AUGGGGCAUCCCGUGGGCGGCGGCGAGGGGAGCCCUCGCGCCGGCGGGGCGCAGAAGCCGCGCGUCGACUUCGCGCUGGCCGUGCCCGGCCCGUCGCCCCAGGACGCCCAGACGGGCGGGGCCGGUCAGCCCCCGGAGCUGGCCGCGCCGCGGCUGCCGGCGGGCGCGGCCGAUCCCGCGUGCCUCGCAGUUGGCCGCGCGGAGGCCCUGUGCGGCGCGGAGGCCUCGCCGUCGCCGCGCUCGCCGAUCCAGCGCAGGCCUUCCCGGCGCAUGUCGUCUGGCAGCGGCGACAGCCAGCCCGUGAGCGGCGCCGAGGCGUCCCAGGACUCCAUGUUCGGGGAGUACAUCCGGCAGGUGACCCCCGACGUCGACGCCCUGUUCAUGGGCCAGCCAGGUCGCAGGCGUCUGGGCGUGCUCCUCGAGAGUUCCGCGGUGAAGCUGCUGAUCGGGCUCUCGGCCGUUGCCAGCUUCGUGGGCGUGGUCAAGGAGACCGACUCGCGCGCGACAGGCAGCCCCCUGCCUGACUGGUUGGCGAUCAUGGAGUACGUCCUCUUUACGGUCUUCUCCGUGGAGCUCGCAGUCCGCUUCUACGUCGAGAGGUGGGAGGCGCUGCGCAGCCUGUACACCAUCGCCGACAUCGUCGUCGUCUGCACGGCGGCCGCCGAGUACAUUCUCGUGGGCAGCGGCGUGGACUCGGGGCUGUCGACGGUGAAGAUGUUGAGACUGUCGAGGAUGCUGAAGCUGGUGCGGGUGGUCUACCGGGUGCCCUUCUUCGUCGAGCUGAGGAAACUCAUGUACAUGAUCAGCAGCUGCUUGAAGACCCUAUUCUGGUCGUUCCUGGUGCUAGGGAUCGUCAUGACCAUGUGGUCGAUCGUAGCGGUGGAGCUUGUCCACCCCAGAGUCCUGGAGUUGGCGUCGCAAGGCCAGUGGUCUGACUGCGAGAGGUGCAGCAGGUCGUUCUCCAGCGUCUUCCACGCCAACAUCACCUUCUUCCAGACGAUCGUGGCCGGCGACAGCUGGGGCGUCAUGGCCAUCCCCGUCAUCGAGGCCCACCCGUGGACCGCCUUCAUAUUCACCGGGGCCCUCCUGACGCUCGUGUUCGGCGUUCUCAACGUUAUUGUGGCCGUGGUCGUCGACGCCUUCGCGGAGGCGCGAGCGAAGGACGUCUUCACACGGGCGCGGGAGCUCGAGUGGGAGGAGCGGGAGGAGAAGAAGGCGCUGUCCACCAUCUUCAAGAAGAUCGACAAGGACGGCAACGGCUCCCUGGACUUCGAGGAGCUGAAGGACGGGGCAAGGAAGGUCGAGCAGUUCAGCCACUGGCUCCGCGUGCUCGACAUCGACGCCAGGGACCUGGAGGAGAUGUUCUCCAUGCUUGACCGCGACGGCUCUGGCGACAUUGACACGCACGAGUUCGUGGAGUGGAUGUACAGGAUGAAGAACACCGACUCCAAGACUGUCUCCCAGUUCAUCAAGCAGAAGCUCGCGAAGGUGGUGGAGAGGGUUGACGGGCAGGAGAGCAGCUUCGAGACGAACCUGUCUGGCAUCUCGCAGCUCCAGGCGGAGAGCCUGCGAAGGCUGGAGAGGGCGGAGAAGCGUGCGGAGGCGCAGGAGAGCGCCUUCGAGUCCCGCCUGUGCGAGGUCUCGAAGCUCCUGGCGGAGAGCCUGCAGCGGAGCGAGUCGAUGCACAGGGGCAUAGAGGAGGGCCUCGCCGAGGUGCGGCGGCAGGUGCACGACUCCCUGAGCACCGCGCUCUCCCCGCGGCCCCUG
Molecule: messenger RNA, 1767 nt
Organism: Prorocentrum cordatum
Lineage: Eukaryota; Dinophyceae; Prorocentrales; Prorocentraceae
Source: the annotation of a GenBank genome assembly